Knipowitschia caucasica is the source of this 636-nucleotide messenger RNA. Lineage: Eukaryota; Metazoa; Chordata; Actinopteri; Gobiiformes; Gobiidae. The record is from the annotation of a GenBank genome assembly.
AUGAGUUCAGAUGAAUCAUACAACUUUGUCUUCAAAGUUGUUUUAAUAGGAGAGUCAGGAGUAGGCAAGAGCAACCUCCUGUCUCGCUUCACCAAGAAUGAGUUCAAUCACGACAGCCGCACUACAAUUGGAGUGGAGUUCAGCACCCGCACCGUCCAGCUGGAUAACUUCACCAUAAAGGCACAGAUAUGGGACACAGCAGGACUAGAGCGAUACAGGGCCAUCACCUCCGCGUAUUACAGAGGAGCAGUGGGGGCCCUUUUAGUCUAUGAUCUAAGCAAACAUUUGACUUAUGAGAGCGCAGAACGGUGGUUGAAGGAGCUGUACGACCACGCAGACCCGCAUAUUGUGGUGAUGUUGGUGGGGAACAAGAGAGAUUUGGAUACUCUCAGGACUGUCCCGACCGAGGAGGCGCGGGACUUUGCAGAGAAAAGAGGCCUCAUGUUUAUGGAGACCUCAGCGCUGGACUCCACAAAUGUUGAAGAUGCGUUUCAUGAAGUGCUCUCAGCCAUCCAUAAGAAGGUAGCCAGCAGAGAGGUCACCCGUGGCUCUAUCAGCGCCGUAACCCUCUCCGGACCGAUUAGACCAACAAGCCAAGGUCAAGAGGAAAAGAAGUCCUGCUGCAACAGCUCCUGA